ACUGGAGUAUCGUACCACCAGGGAACGGGUUUUGCAACAGAAACAGAAGCGAGCCAACCACAGAGAAAGGAACAAAACCAGAGGAAAAAUGAUCACAGAUUUAUGAUUUCCAACUGUGAUGGGCAGGCAUCAUUACAAUUCUGGGCGGCGCUGUCAGUGCCGGAGACAGAUGAAGAAGAUGACAUUGAGUCUGGAAAAUUCUCUAGUACAUUUCCAACACCUCACAAUCAACUGCAAGAGUAUCAGGAUACUGAAAAUGCUGUAGAACAUGAGAACAUGAAAGCUGUUCUGAAGACGUCAUCUCCAACUGGAGAGAACAUUGCAUUAGGAAUACGCACUCGAUCCAGGGCCAAUCAAGGCAAUACUGGCUCACGGAACCCUAGCAAUGAUGAUUUGACUAAUGCUACAGACAAUGCAGCAGAUGAGAUAAUGGAUCGUAUUGUCAAGUCUGCCACACAAGUACCAAGUCAACGUACAGUGCCCAAAGAAAGAAAGCGAUCAAGAGCAAACAGGAAGUCAAUAAGAAGGACAUUGAAGAAUGGAUUGUCUCCAGAAGAAGCCAAAGCUUUGGGUCUGAUAAGCACUUCAGAGAUGCAAGUGUGAUGACAGCAAUUACGUCUGCUAAAAGAAAAAAAAAUCUUUCUUUUUUUCAUGCAUGCAUGCCAUCAAUAGUCUUCAAAUUCAACAUCCCCUGCCAGUUUCAGCUACUAUUUGUUUUAUCCCAUUGCUGCAUGAUACUAAAUCAAAUAAUAAAUUGAAAUUAGUAAACUAAUCUUGUAAAAGUAUCUAACUGACUGCUACAAAAAUAAAUUACAGGAGCAGAAGAUCAAUUGAACAUUGUGUCACAUUCAUUUUGUCAUGCUGUAUUGAAGAGAGUUGCCGUUGGGCUAUCUUGUAUUGUGCGAAAGAUGUUAAUGCUAAUUUUCCUUGCAGCACAUUGUAGUAAUUGUAAAGUACUAUGUUUUAUCAAUUCUUUAAACAAUUUUUCUUAAAGUUAUUUCUAUCUUACAAAGGCAGAACAAUGUACUUCAUUAUUUUUUAUCUUUUCACCAAGAAUGUAAAAUGUAUGUCAAUUUGUGCACGUACACAUGUACAGUACAUAUGGAAUCCAGAUGCCCAUAAUGUGUUUUUUCAUAAAAACUCACUGAUUUGGAAUUCUGUUAGAAUAGCAUAUAAAUAUCUCAUGUCAGUCAAGCAUAAAUAUGAAAGACAAGUUAAAUUAAUAUCAGAAUAGUUUUAAACAAAAUACUGCUUCCUAAUUUCAUCCAGUAUCGUUUGUAUCGUUUCCUGAGAUUUCUUCUGGUCUGUAAAAAGAAAUUAAAUGAAUAUGUUGACAAUAAUUUGGACAAAGAAUGACUGUUUGGGAUGCUAGUAAACCAAUCAUAAGGGGUUACUUUAUACAAUAUAACCAUUUUGAAAGAAAAUACUGUUUCCUGUAAAGGAUUAGAUAGGAAAAUAGUGCUGACAUUGGGGCCCAUUAAGCUGCUGUUUUCAUUCAAUUUUAAAACAUUUAACUAUCAGUUACAUUAGAUUUUGUUAACAUUUGCCUUUCUCUCAUAAACCUUAAAGAAACAAUAAGGAAAACAAUUGUUUUAAAUAUCAAAUUUGCUCCCCAUCACCUAUUCAAUAGCAUUCUUCUUAGCACAACUCUUGUGCUAUUAUUCUGGAUGUAUUCAACAAUAAUCUUUAUAUAGAAAGUAUUGAAUAUACAAUAUUUAAAAAAACACAGAUCCUAAUCCUUUCUUAGGCAUGAAACCUCUGAGACCUAAUCAUAUCAAGUGCUGAAACAAGAUAGUUAAGAAAAUGAAACAUUUGUUAAAUCAUGCACUGAAUGCAAUGUAAACUAGUAAGCACAAUGCAAAACAAGUGGAUCCCACAAUAAGCAGUACAAGCAGAAAGAACAAUAAUCUGUAUUUCUUUAUUUCUAAUGUCUAUUACUUGACUGAUUUUGUUCUACAAUUUAUUUGGACCUAUAGGGAUGUUAUAUGGAUCUAUAAAAGCUUCCAUUGGGCUGCAGAAUUACAUUUUUUUCUUCCUGAUGCCCUACUUUUUAAUGAUUCUACAGUGACCUGUAAGUAUUCUGUUAAUAAACCUCAUUGCUGUGUUUUACUAGAAAGAAGGAAUUAUUAAUACAAUGAAUAAUAUUGAUCUUUUUUCUUGUUUAACUUUUUAUGUGUUUCAAAAGGACUAAACUAAAUGUUGGUAUUGGUUUUCUAAAAUGUAGCCAUCAGAAACAUUUUUGUUGCUCAUAUCAGGGUUUUGCAGUGAUUCAAAUAAUUCAGGAAAGGUACUUCAGAGCAUGAAGCAAAUCUAGUAACUGUUUUAAAGAGCUGCAGAGAAGUCUAAACUUCUGUGUUUCCACAUAUUCCAGAAAUGUUUUUGGAAUUAAAUCCAAAGUAUUGGAUAAUUCAAAUAGCAAUAAAUAUUUCUAAAUUUUCAGAAUAAGAGGGGAAACGUAUAAAAGAUUUUUUAAAAUUAAUAAAAACCUAUCAGUGGGAUCAUAUGACCUAACAGUGCAACAGUAAAGCUUUCAUGAAUUUUAGUACCCUCCCAAUGACAGAAAAAAGUAUUUGUGUCUCUUCAUCCCUUUACUGAUGAGAUUUUUUCUCUGCUUUCAUCCUAAUGCCAAAUCUUUCUGUCCCAUCUUCUUUUCAAAUUUUCUCAUACUUGAAUGUUUGUACUUUGGAAAGAACCAGCUUGACUUGGAAGGAGGAGCAGUCGCUUUCUCUCCAAAACUGGAGCCAUAUUUCUCACUUUUGCAGAAAAAUAUCCAAUGAAUCUUAUUUCUUAAUGGAUGUUGGUUACCAAAAACACUAUUGUGUUUGUCUAUAACUUCUCCAAAUAAGCAUAUAGAGUACAUUUUUGAAAACUGUUAAUCACAAUAUUAAGAAUAUUUUUAGGAGUAAACAAAUUCCCAUCGUAAAUUGUUGCAUUGAUCUAUCUUACCAUUUUAUUGUUUAUAUUACAAUACAUUUUGUGAAUCAUUUUUCAAUCUUAUUCCAAAUGCAUCUUGUAAAAAUUCAUAUCUGUAACAAACACGCUUAUUGAAAUCAUGAUUAUGAUUGUGUUUUGAUAUACAAAUGAUAUGAUUUGUUUCCUAAAGCAAUUUAAGUUUUUAAAUAAGUUUUAUAAUUGUAUGACACUAAUUCAAACAGCUGUUUCAGUUAAUACAGCUCCUAAAAAACAGAAAACACUAGAUGACAUUGAAGAAUUACAGAGAAUCUUAGUAUUUCUUUGUUGCUAUUUCAGCCUCGUGUGCAUUUUCAUAACUCAGAUAUGGUAGCUUUUUCUAGUGAAGUACUGUACAUAAGCUUUGUCUUUGAGAAUCUCACCAGCCAACUUAUCUGUAGCCUGCUUUUGAAAUUUGCCAUGCACAAAAUGGGGAAUUUUGAGAAAACCAAAGCUGCCUCUAUACUCUAGGAGCAUAUAGAAUUAGCUUCACUGGAUUCUGGUCAUAAUCUCCCAUAUAAUUUGCCUAUUGGAUUAUUCCUUUCCUUGUUAUAACUGACAAAAUUUUGAAAGUAUUCCUAAUGACAAAUGAUCACAAUUUUUCUGUUACCUCCUCCUCCCCUAAAGGAACCAACGGAAAUAUCUGUAUAAGUAAAUGUUUUCCAAGAUGCAGUGAGCUGUUGUUAGAGGAAUAAAGAUCAAAUGACCCCAUUUUAAAGACUGCAGGUGGGGGGGGAAAGAAAAGAAAAAGGAAGAUUUAUGGAAAUUAAGAAUGGAAAUUCUGUUUCCAGGUAGCUGAGGACUGACUUUUUAAAUUUGUAAAAAAUAAAAGUAACAUACCGGUAGUCCUUGAUUUACGAAUGUAAUGGAGCCUGCCCAUAUCAUUCAUAACUUGAAAAUUUAUGGGAGGGAAUCUUGUACCUCAAACAAGAUCACUCCCUGCUUUUGCUAAUGCAUUUGCUAAUCAAAUGCAUGGGCGAAUGUGUGGUUCUUUAUGGGCACAUCUCAGAGUGGGGAAGGCCAUGGAGGGCCUAGUGAUGUAACAGGCCCCAAAGGCCUCCCUGACCCACUAAGACACCUUUCCCCUCCCUUCCUGCCACACUGACUCACUUACCAUGAAAAGAUCCAUCUCCUUUCUGCCGUGGUUCCUGCUUUUGAGAGAGAGAAGAGUCGAUGAAAACUCCGGUGUACCAUAAUAUCUUUUGCAGAACUCUUGCGGUGCUUGCAGUGCCUGUCUCCUGCUCACCCCCCCCCCCCGACUCCUGAGCCACGCAGCUGCCACUCCAGGCCUCUGUUAGGGCGGCGGAGUCCUGGAAAAAAAUAUCCAACGCUCGGAUUGGGCCUCUGGAGGCUCAAAGAAGCAUUCUCCGGCUGCUGUUCCAGGCAACAGUGGCCUGGAAAAGGCCUCUGACAUCCAGAUUGGGCAUCUGGAGGCCCACAGAAGCAUCUCCUGGCCUCCUUUCUGGGUGGCAGCAGCCUGGAAAAGGCCUUCAAUGCCCGGAUCAGGCCUCUGGAGGCCCACAGAAGCAUCCCCCAGCCUCCUUUCUGGGCAGCAGUGGCCUGGAAAAGGCCUCUGAUGCCUGGAUCGGGUCUCUAGAAGCCCAUGAAAGCAUCCCCUGGCCUCUUUCCUGGGUGGCAGCAGCCUGGAAAAGGUCUCUGAUGCUUGGAUUGGGCCUCCAGAGGUGUGGGAAAGUCUCCCCCUGCCUCUGUUCUGGGCAGCAGCAGCCUGGAGGCCUUUGCCAAGGAAAACUGAGCCCCAGAGUGACUUGUGCUUCUUUUGAGGGCUCCAUUCUCUUCAGCAAAGAUCUUGAGGAAUGGCUUUGCCGCUGUAAAUGGAGGCCUGGAGGCAUGCAUGCAUCCCUCCCAGCCUCCAUUAUCAGCGGGAAAGGCUUUUUGCAAAGAGGAAAGGCUUCAAAGUUUCAGCCCUUACCUGCUUUUGCAAAACCUUUUGCCACAGUUUUCCACCAGGCCUUUGUUUGCAGAGAACAUCCUAAAGUACCAUGAGAUCACGCGAGAUUAGUAGCGUGAGAUCUCAUGCCACUGAUGUUGCAUGAUCUUGCAGUACUUUAGGUCUCCAUUCUCUGUGAACGAACUGAAGACCUGGAGCAGCCAAGAAAACAAAGAAUCUCUUGAUCUUCACAAGGUAUCCACAGGCCUAGUGCCUAGGGAGACCCGAGGGGGUGGGAGGGAAUAGCCAGAGUGAAUGUUGCACUGCCACUGCAGUCAUUCGUAAGGGUGAAUGACUGCCAUGGUGUGGCAACAUUUGUAAUUUUGGAACUUUUUGAUAAACACUAGGGGCGCUUAUCACGUAACUUCAAAUGUUCGCUAUGAGAACAUUCAUAACUCGGGGAUUACCAGUAUUAAUUUUCCUACUUCAAAAUGACAAUCUUUCUUUUAGAAUUGUUGCCUUUUACUAUACUGUGUCUAUAGGAUUGUGAAAGGAAAAUUAGUGAGAUGUGGCAUGAGGUACACAAAUGUCUGUUAACUGCUCUUCCUAAAAUGCUUAAGGAAGUGACAUCAUAUUACCCUCUUCCAAGGUAUUUUUGGAAGGACAGCCUUUGAAGCUGCAGAUGCUGGUAUUUGAGUGAAAAAUACAAGGCAUUUUUUAAAAAAAACAAAAAAGAUGGAAAACUUCAGCCAUUUCAUAAGAUGAAAUAAACAACAGCACUCUCAUUUCACUUGAAAAAAAUUAGCCCAAUAUUGCAACAGGAGAGUGUUCUGAGGAAAAGGGUGACAUUUUUUUUAGUUUAUCUUUAAUGUAUUCAGUAAACUCCAAUGCUCCUCUUUUGUUUAUUUUAGAAUGUUUCUCUCAAGCCACUGUGCAUCUACAUGUCCAGCACUAUUUUUUUGAUGAGGAGACAGAUUAGAAUUUGUUAACUGUUACUUUAAAAAGGGGGGUGGAAUAUAUCUAGACUUUUAAUGUAAAUUAUGUCCAAAUACUCUCUAUUUUUUCUUUGUCUAUGUUGAAGGAUAAUUGUCAGUGUUACAAUAUAAAUACUAGCUGUGCACUGAAAAACCCAAGGAAAUUCCAUAUUAUAAAAUGCUAAGACCGUGAUAAAGCAUACCUUUUCUAUUUGUUGUUGCUUUGUAGAUUUUUAAGUAACCAAAUUCCUUUAAUUAAUCAUUUUCAAACACACACAAUUCACCAUACACAAAAGAAAAUUUGCACAAAUAAUUUACAUAUAUGUAAAGUGUGUGUGUGUGUGUGUGUGUAAAAUUACAGCUUUAUCCCAAGUUGACCUGACUUUCAAUAUUGACCAAGGUUAUCCAAAGAUUUAAACAUAAAAGAUUCUAGAUGUUUAUAUAAUGAGGGAAUAGUUUUCUCCAUUGAACUCAGGCUCAUUUUCUUGCAGUCCUGAAGCCUGAGCUCAAAAGUUCAGUCAACCUAUUUCCAGGAACUUGUGUAUACAGUUAAAGUUUUAAUGAGCUUUUCGGAAUUCAAAUAAAAGCAGUGGUGGGAUGUUCAGCCAGUUUGCAUCAGUUCAGCAGAACCGGUAGCUAAUUUUUUGUUGCCCAGGCCCAGAAAGGACUUCCUGAAGCAGCAUCCACACAGAGAACCAGUUGUUCACAUAUUUGCAGAGUGAGAAAACCAUCCUUGGCCAAUUGAUGGCCAAGAUUUAAAUACCACUUUAAGGAUGUAAUUGAAACUGUCAUUAUUGUUAUUGAAAAAGGAUACGAGAAAUCCAAAUGAGUCAAUCCUUACAUCAACUGUCACUGAGUUAGGUGAGGUAUAUUUUUAGUUAAAGAGAAAAAUUUUAGCUUUAUUAAUAAUUUGUAUUAGUAACUAUAGGAGUGGCAUGGUGGCCUAGUGAUGAAGACUCUUGCUCCCACUUGGAAGGUUGAAAAUUCAAUCCUAGGGUGCAAAUAAAAAAAAUAUCUGCUGUGAAAUCCAGGUGGCCUCAAGAAAGGCAUCCAGCCAGUAAAGGCUCAACUCCAUCCAGUCACCCCAACUCUAUCCUUAAUUAAGGGAUUAUGGAGUCAUAAAAAGGGAGGUUUUUUAUACUAGUCAAUAUAGGGAAAAUAGAAAUUUAUGAAACGUUCAUUUUGAAAACUAAGAAUCUGAGUUAAUCUAUUUCAUUUAUGUGUAUGCUUAUAUAUCAGUGAAGUUAAAUUUUGUUAUUAUGCCUAGAUCUCAUUUUUCAGAGAGUUCAGAAUUGAGAUUCCUUAUUUAUAUAAGAAAAUUCUGACUUACCCAGUUUAUGAAGAGAAACAAUGAAUCUGUACAUGCUAGAAAAAUUAUUUCCACAGUAUAUUUAUUAUAUUUUGGAUGUGGAUCCCUUUAAAUGGUUUUAAAUUGAUACGACAUGAAAUUAUGUUUAAUCAGCUAGCAAAUUAUUACACUAAUUUAUACAAAUGUUGUAUAAAAUAAUAAAUGCAACUUUCAUACAUAAAAUAAAAAGUUUUUAAUUAUUUUUGAAAUGCUUUGUUGUAUCACAACAAUCCACCAUUAACUUUAAUAGCAGGGAAAUAUGUGACUGUUCUAUAAAACAAAACAUUGUAAUAUUGGAUUAUAUUUCUCUAUGUAAGGAUUGUAUUUUGAUUUUUCACAUCUUAUUUGUGAGCUGUGUAUUUUUUUAAAAAAGUUUGUAAAGUAGAAAAUGAUAAUUAGUAUAAAAUGUAUACAUUAAUAAUCUUUUUUCUCUUUGUACAGUAUUGUGCAAAAUAAGAAUUUUAUCCAGCAGUAUUAUUCUAUGAAUUUAAAGACCCAAACAUGCACGCUCAAAAGUAUAUUUAAAAAACAACAAAAAUGCACGAUAUCACAAAUCCAUGUACAUGUCUCUAGAUAGGAAUGAGGUAUUUUUAUUUUGAUUAUAUGCUCAAUCUUAUUAACUGAUUAAUGCAUUUAACUUGGAAGUUAGUAUAUCCCGAGUUGUAUUUAAUACUGUUCUACUAAAUAAAUAAGCCUCACUCUGCCGAAUGAGGUUUUCAGUUAAGAAGAAUAAUAGAGGAUAUGAAGAACUGUUUUUUUUCUGAAUUUGUUUCAUGCAAGAAGAGCACAUUUAAAAUAUGUAGCUAUCUUUGUUCAGUUUGAGCACUAUGAGUUUAUUGCAAGUUUAACACUUGACAUUGAUCUCUGAUCUCAAACAUCUUAUAACUUUUUAGAUUUUUUUUUCUUCCUGGGCUAUUCAGCCUUGGAAUAUUGAUUAUUGGCCACAGGCCAUUAUAUCUAAUGUAAUUGACAAUUAACAUAUAUUAUGUACAUGAAGUAGUUUUCUAGUGCAGUUUUUUCCACUUUUUGGUCAGAAAGAAACAUAUUUGUUUUGAUUUCAAUCCUAAAUACACUAAAAAUGACUGGAUAGCUGACUUUUGUUUUUAAAAUUCAUUUCAAUGUAACAAAAAAACAGUUGGUUUCGUUGGCUGUAACAUCACUGCUUGAAAGAAAUCAUUACCAACAUAGAAUGGCUGGGAAUGUUAAUAGAAAGUCAGGGCAGAAAUAAUACCAUUGCACAUAGAGAACAAAAUGCAAUAAGUUGUUGGCAAUAGGGAGAAUGGAAAUAGAGAGUUGGGAAUAAACAAAUCACUGAAAGGAAAUUAAAAUUCACUAGAUAGUCCUGGAGAAUCAAUUUAUCACUUAGAGCAAUGAGUAAAAUUUGUUAGCUGGCCCAAAUCUUGAAAUGUUCUUUAUAUCUAAUCUUAUGAAGUUAUGUUGCUAAGAUACCUUGAAUUCUAAAUAUUGAAAAGCAUGGAUAAAUAUUAACUGUGAGAAAUACCAGAGCAUUAAAGUUAUACGACAAAUACACA
Messenger RNA from Crotalus tigris (Tiger rattlesnake), 8691 nucleotides. RefSeq names its product FH1/FH2 domain-containing protein 3-like. Gene Ontology annotation, cellular component: cytoskeleton; cytoplasm. The record is from RefSeq and is a predicted model, not a curated record. Gene Ontology annotation, biological process: cardiac myofibril assembly; cortical actin cytoskeleton organization; actin filament network formation. The coding region runs from base 103 to 603 and encodes 166 amino acids. The transcript has 7 exons. Gene Ontology annotation, molecular function: actin filament binding. NCBI's taxonomy places the organism in Eukaryota, Metazoa, Chordata, Lepidosauria, Squamata, Viperidae.